This is a messenger RNA of Puntigrus tetrazona (Sumatra barb), 906 nucleotides long. RefSeq lists its product as uncharacterized. NCBI's taxonomy places the organism in Eukaryota, Metazoa, Chordata, Actinopteri, Cypriniformes, Cyprinidae. The transcript is spliced from 7 exons. The coding region runs from base 210 to 686 and encodes 158 amino acids. The record is from RefSeq and is a predicted model, not a curated record.
UCUCUACGUCUUAUCAUUCGUUUUACAGCGUUUCAUGACUUUACAGAGGCAGCGUUGAGUGAGGAUGAGAAGAAGGGCUUCUUGAAGCUUCAUGGGAGUGGACUCAGGUUAACUGAGACGCUUUCAAACUCCUGAUUUCUCUGAGCAGUGGAUAAAACCUUUACAGGACUGAAAGAAAACCCAGUUUGGAGCGCAUUAAAAGAUUAGUGAUGAUGUCCAGAAGAGUGGAGGUGAUCAUUAACUCCUCGGCUCCUCAGGAUCAGGACGAGUCUCCUCUUCAGAUCACGGAGUCCAAGCCUGGAAACCAUCCCGGAGUCAAGGGCUUUCUGCUGAUCAAACCGGCCGUUCUGGGGUGGCUGGAGAUCCUGACCGGUUCCUGUGUGUUUGGACUCGUCUAUUGGAACUACACUCUCUGGUUGUUGAUCCCUGCUUGUUUAGUGAUUUUAAUAGGAGUGAUCACCUGCUACGGCUGCAUGUACACACACUCCCUGUCUGGUGAUCACUUCUCAGGUCCUGAAUCUGCUCAACAUCUGCAACGUGUUGACGGCCGUCCUCGUGUUCUUCGUCAAAGUCUUCUUAGUGUUUCUCGGAGAUAUGGUGGGAGCCGUUCUUCGAACACACUUUGUGAGCGGACGCUCGGAGAGCUCUUACUCCCAGACCGCAAACAUCGCCUUCAUCGCCUGUAAUGUUCUGGCGCUCAUCUUCUCUCUCAUCAUCAUCACGACGUCCUGCUGCUGGUGUAGAUCGAGGAAGCGUCUGAUGGUGAUCCACAUGAACUCAGCUUCACCUGCAGCCCUUGAAGAAGACCUGGAUUAUCCUGACCUUUCACCUCCAGCCUACAGUCCUGUCCCGUCCACAGAGCCGCCGGCCUACGAGGUGUGUGUGUGUGUGUGUGAGCGAGCUACA